AUGUCGCAGCAACCGGGACCGAUGGACGAGUACCUGUCCACCCCACAAUGCAUAGCCGGCACACGAGGCCCAGACAAAAUGGCGCCCGGAUCGCCGGGAACACAGAGCAGAUCGAGCUCCACGCAGGACUCCCCGCGGAGAGACGCCCUCACUCAGAUGUCAGCUGAACUCGCUGCAAUCUCGGCAAACAUGUUUUCCAGGCAAGACAAGAAGGAGCUGGUGGCAGAACUACGCGCAGCUAUCCGGGAGGAGGUGGCUGCGGUCCGGCGCGACCUCUCCGCCCUAGAACACCGGGUGGGAGACCUAGAGGUCCAACAGCUGCAGUCAGAACAAUCCCAACGGGCCACAGACCUGGCUACCACGAGGCAGGGCAACCUCCUCCUGGAGCUCAGACGCCAGGUGGAGGACCUUGAGAACCGCGGACGGCGCAAUAAUAUCCGCGUCAGAGGCCUGCCAGAGUCGGAAGGAGAGACCCCAAGAGAGGUCCUGGAGGGCCUGUUCACACAACUACUGGGGGAAGAAGCUCCACCGGAUUUCGGAUUAGAGCGUGCACACCGGGCGCUUCGACCACCAAGGAGGGAUGGCCUCCCCAGGGACUUGGUGUGCUGUUUUCAAUCAUUCCAACUGAAAGAAAGUAUCAUGAGAGCGGCCAGGGCACUGCGCACCAUCACCUACAUGGACUCGCAAGUAUCCCUAUACCAGGACCUGUCUCCCCUCACCCUCGAUGCCAGGCGAGCGCUGAAGCCCAUCACAGGCCUCCUACAGCAGAAGCGGAUCCCUUACAAAUGGGGAUUCCCGUUCAGUCUGCAGGCAAGAAUUGCGAAUCGCUGGCUGGCAAUCCGCUGGCCUAAUGAUGUCCCUAGAUUUCUACGAGCAGCGGGCCUCCCUGAGACCCCCGUCCCUAACUGGAUCCUUGAUCACCCGCCGGCCAGGCCCACGGGCCCUACAGUUCCAGCGGAUCACCUGUCGGAUGGUGCCCUGCGGAGCUCCUCGACGCACCGGAGCGGGCCCAACACCGCGGAAGAGUAGGAAGUCUGUAAGCACCCGAGAGCGCGCCCCUGGAGGGGUUCUUGCGCGGACCGGGGGCCCCGAGACCCCCACGUCCUACCCCGCGGGUAAGGUGCACACCUGCCCGUAGAUACACGUGGAUUAACUGAGGACUUGAAACUGAGCAUCUGGGGUAUGUACCGUUCCUCCCCCCGGGCCUGGGACUCCCCUAUGUGUACUAUAAGAUCUGCACCCCCCGGGAACUCAGCACUUGGGUGGGAGACGGGAAAGGGGGGGCAGCAAAGUGGAAGCAUAGAAGGGAACUGGCCACCACCACUUCACACGGCCUCAGUUGGGGCAGAGCGGGUUCAGGUAGAGCACCCAACCUACUGGAGCUAUUAACAGCAUGUCAGGACCUGGUGUGGGGGCGGGGCCUGCGGGGAGGUGGAGCGGGUCUCCUAAGGGGUUACUCACUGGAGCUGGGGAGCCAUGGCGGUACCCGGAGGGAGGAGGCUGGAGGCACACCCGUCACACCCCCCCGGGCCCGAGGGCCAAAAGGUCUACGCCCAGACCCCUGCAGGGCCGAGAGGGGUAGAGAGGGGGGACGACCGGGCACCUGGGGACGCACGAAGGAACUCGUGCAUAGACCGAAACAGGGCACAGGAACCAAUAAGCACUACUUACAAGUGGCACCACUAAAGUCAAAGAAGGGCCAGAAGGCUCGUGUGUCCUCGGAGAGGGGGGAGACGGAUAAUCUGGCAGGGGGGGAGGGGGUAGGACGGAGAAUCUGGACGAGGGGGGGUUGA
This is a messenger RNA of Pelobates cultripes (western spadefoot toad), 1793 nucleotides long. The record is from the annotation of a GenBank genome assembly. Lineage: Eukaryota; Metazoa; Chordata; Amphibia; Anura; Pelobatidae.